Molecule: messenger RNA, 1365 nt
Organism: Pterocles gutturalis (yellow-throated sandgrouse)
Lineage: Eukaryota; Metazoa; Chordata; Aves; Pterocliformes; Pteroclidae
Gene: NDUFV3
Product: NADH dehydrogenase (ubiquinone) flavoprotein 3, 10kDa
Exons: 5
Coding region: 1-1365 (454 amino acids)
Biological process (GO): mitochondrial ATP synthesis coupled electron transport
Cellular component (GO): mitochondrion
Source: RefSeq, a predicted model, not a curated record
AUGCGCGGUGUUGCGGUUGGAGGCCCAAGGGUUCGGAGGAGCGGCCCCCUCCGCGGCGUUUUGCAGCAAGCCGGCGGGGUCCGGGAUGCCGCCAAAGAAGAAAAUGUCUGUAUUAUUGAGGUCAAAAAGGAUUCCAUUUUACAGAGAGAGACCUUCAAGAUCCAAGUAUCUGCUCCAGGCAACACUGUCAAGAAGCUACAGAAAACUACCAUGGUCCUGUUAUAUGUAGCGGCACCACAGGGAAGCACCAAGCUGCUAGGCAUCAAGGCGCCAGUUGAAUUUCCUAAAAUGUUGUCUUCUAGCUCUCUCCUAGUAUCUGCAAACAAAGGGGAGAGCAUAUCUAGUACUAACCUCAAGGAAGCUUCAAAACCUUCUGCUGAAGACAUGAGGAUGUUCAUGUCAAGAAAAACUGUGGUUGCAUUUCCUCAGCGAGUAGUUGUUUCUUCGCUUGAGGAAGAAAAUGUCAAUACACCUGCAACAGAAGGAGGCUUGAGGAAGGAGUUAGUUGAGGAAGAAACUUCAUCUUCAUCCAGCUCGGAUUCAGAUUCUAGCUCAGAUUCUGAGGAAGAAAAUGAUGAUGAUGAUUCAGAAGUUGUCAUUAAAACCAAAGUUGAGUUUCCUAUACGAGAUUCCAUCUUUUCUGAGAAUAUAGCACUAAAGGCAUCAACGCUAGCAAAAGAGAACUUGUCCCAGAAAUCUCACAAAGAAUAUGUAGCUAAAAAGAAGCCAAGCAGAAGAGAAACCGAUAUGUUUCCUGUCAAGCAGGUCAUGUUUUCUAAAACAUCAGUGAAUCGUGAAACAUCAAAAUCCAAAGCAAGAGACCCCACAGUAAAAUUGACUCCAAAAGAAGCAGAUCGGCAGAAGCUGGUUGUAGAACCACACGUGGCUGAAAACCAAGCCCUGACUGAUGUCACUCAUAAAUCUGAUUACUUGGAGGAAAAGUCUAUUGGAACCCAAGUAGCAGCUAUUCAGCUGAAAGCUUCAUCAGUGACUCAGGAAGGCAAAACCCAAAAACUGGUAUCAAGAGGAAAAGAAAAAAAGGUGAAGGAGGCGCAGGAAUCAGAAGCAGAAGUAGUAACUGCUCAGAAACUAGAAGAAGAGACUUCUGAAAGCACAAUGUUGGUGACGGGCACUACAGCAAAGGAUGAGGCAAUUCAGGAAGCAGGAGUCCAGGCUGGAGAAGGCAGCACAAUAGAGGAGGGCACAGCAGCUGCUGAGCCUGCUCCAGAAGAAUUUGAUAAUUCUACUUACAAGAACCUUCAGCAUCAUGAAUAUAACAUUUAUACCUUUGCUGAUUCUGUUGCGUAUCUCUCAAAAUUCAGGCAGCCUCAGCCAUCUUCUGGAAGACCAUCACCAAGGCACUGA